GUGCCCCUCACCCUUUCCUUUUUUUGCUUGAAACGUUUUAUUUUUUAUUUUACUUUAUGUUUUGUUUAUUUAUAGUUUUUAAAUGAUUUUCUGAUACAGGAUGAGUUGUUUGAAGUGCUAGGCAUGAAGACAUUCCUUCCUGUACCACAAGAAAAAGGCAGCUAUGAAAAGCUGGAGUAUUCUACCGAUCUCUAAUUAAGCCAGACAGAUUAACUGAUUGGGUGUGUCUGUUUGCUUUUAUGGUUCCAAUUAGUGUUUUGGAGGAAUGAUGGCCUACAGCGCUUUUAUAACAUUUAAGGAUUGGCCCAAUAAUCCAACAUUAGGAUCCUAUGCAAGACAGUUAACCAGAAAUAGUUAAAUAAACUGAUCCUUUAAGCAUUUCUAAAUACUACCUUUGUCAUUUAACAUUCCUUUUUCCACCAGCUUAGCCACUGUCUUCCAGAUUUUUAGGCCAGUUGCCAUAAAAUAGUGCUCACUUAGUUCAAGGCCAGAGGAGUGUUUUUGGGGGUAGUCACUGUUGGUUCUAAGCCUUCUCUAACCCCGGAGUUGAGCAUUUCAUUUGGGACAGGUUUUUCAUCGAUUCCCACACAGUCUCGUUUCCAACACUGCCCUCAGAAGAGGUCACCUGGAAAUUUCGUUGCACCUGUUGGGGAAGAAUUAAUUUGUCCUCUUUCACCCCUUAUUCCUUAUGGAAGCAUCAGGUCGUUUCAGCAUCACCCCUUCUAGGGUGUUGAUGACGUCUUUGUUCAGCUUUACCGUUUAGUCUGCACGCUCGCGGGGGCAGUUAAGGAAGUGUCGUGCGGAAGAGCCGUUCGCGUGGAAAACCAGGGUGAAAAUGCUUCACGUGAUGCAUUUCAUCCUUCUACUGGGUCUGGCCCUUUGAAGCCCAAGAGAGAAUGUCGUAAGACGGUCUGGGUGAAGAUGCCAGUUUAGACACGGUAUUAAGCGACUUGCUUGGCGGCUUCAGCACCGGCUCUCUCUCCCUCUCUAGUGUCCCUGUGAGAGCCUCGGUGAAGACUUGGUCCCCACUCCCCACCCGAGACAGCCCCCUCCGGGAAACCCUUCACCCAAAGGGACCCGCCGAGCCAGAUGAUGCCUGUCGACUUGGGGCAGGCCCUGGCCCUGCUGCCGCAGCUGGCGAAGGCCGAGGACUCCCCGUUCUGCGGACCGGACGCUGCCCCUCGAGGGGAGCUCUGUAACCCCGAGACCGCCCGCCAGCUCUUUAGGCAGUUUCGUUACCAGGUGACAUCUGGGCCCCACGAGACCCUGAGACAGCUUCGGAAGCUCUGUUUCCAGUGGCUGCAGCCAGAGGUUCACACGAAGGAGCAGAUCCUGGAGAUCCUCAUGCUGGAGCAGUUCCUGACCAUCCUGCCCGGGGAGAUCCAGACGUGGGUGCGGACCCAGUGUCCGGGCAGCGGCGAGGAGGCAGUGACCCUCGUGGAGAGCUUGAAGGGAGACCCCCAGAGACUGUGGCGGUGGAUCAGCAUCCAAGUUCUGGGACAAGAAAUCCUAUCGGAGAAGACGGACUCCGCAAGCUGCCGCGUGGGGGGAGCGGGGCGCCAUCUUGAAAUGGCGUCUCAGGAGCUGGGACCUCGGGCCUUCCCCUCCAGGCCUGGGGAGCCGCCGAGCCGUGCUGUGAAAGAGGAGUCUGACGUGGAGCAAGAAUUAGCGCUGGCCGCUGCCGCCCUGGACGAAAGGCUCGUCGGAGACCAGGACUUCACAGCCUCCGUGCUCCAAGCAGCACCUCAGGAGCCGUGGAGGCACCUGGAGUCCGUCCAGAAGGAGCAGUACUGGGAUCUCAUGCUGGAGACCUACGGGAAGAUGGUCUCCGGAGGCAUUUCCAGUUCCAAGCCUGAUCCGACUGGUCCAACGGAGUAUGGGGAAGAGCCUGCCGGGCGGCACCCUCACCUUAGUGAGAAGAUCCCAAGGCCCACCUGCCUAGGAGACAGGCAAGAGAAUGACAAAGAGAACCUGAAUUUGGAAAAUUGCAGGGGCCAGGAGCCUUCCGACGUCUCCUGCCACGCCUCAGGGGAGGCGCCUUCCCAGGCCUCCUUGAGCGGCCUCUUCGGUGAGGAUGCACCGAGAUGCUUUGGAGAAGUGGACGGUCGCCCUGAGGCCCCAGGAGACCUGCAGGGUGAGGGGCCGGUGGGCCAGCUCUCUCCUCAAGAGAGGAAUUCUGGGAAACAGCAUGUGGCCAGUCCCCGUCCAGAAGAACUGUCCCUGCUGUGUCUGGAGGAGAAGAGAGACGCCUCCCCGAAGGGGCAGCCGAGGGCCCCCAUGGCCCAAAAACUCCCCACCUGCAGGGAGUGCGGGAAAAGCUUUUACAGGAAUUCUCAGCUUGUUUUUCACCAGAGAACUCACACUGGAGAGACAUACUUCCAGUGCCCCACCUGCAAAAAAGCCUUUCUGCGGAGUUCAGACUUCGUGAAGCACCAGAGAAUCCACACGGGGGAGAAGCCCUGUAAAUGUGGCCACUGUGGCAAAGGCUUCAGCGACUUCUCGGGACUGCGUCACCACGAGAAGAUCCACACGGGAGAGAAGCCCUACAAAUGUCCCAUCUGCGAGAAGAGUUUUAUUCAGAGGUCAAACUUUAACAGGCAUCAGAGAGUGCACACAGGAGAGAAACCGUACAAGUGUCCCCGCUGCGGGAAGAGUUUCAGCUGGAGCUCGAGCCUUGAUAAACAUCAAAGAUCCCACUUAGGAAAGAAGCCCUUUCAGUAGCCAAGCUCCCUGAGCCCAUUUCUAUCUCUGGGCCAUUUAAAAAUACUUCCUUCCAUCUGGAGACAUCGCAUCUCUUAAAGGCCAGCCCUGUUCUCUCUGUUAUUUUAUGGAUUCGAGAGGAGAGUCACCAGGGCACGGCUUUGGACUGGGAGGACACGUUGGCCUCUGGGUUGGAUUUCGUGUGGGUUUCAUUUCUUGCCUCUGCGUCGGGAGAAAGAGUGGUCUUUCUCCGUCAGCUCGUCUCUUGCGGUGGAUCCCUUGGGGAAAAAGCUUCACUUGGAGAUCCUGUUCUACAAGUGCCGUCUGGGGAGAGCUCAGCUGGAUUGGCUGCAUGGCAGCUCAUGGCGGCUCAUGGGAAGGGCCUGGGAUCAGCGGUUUAGGAGGGGGGUUCGGGAGCAGAUCUUCUGUCACAGGAAGGGCAGCAGAGAGGGCCAGUGAGCUCACGUGUGUUCCUUGCCACACGGGUGCAAAAUUAACCUCAAGUGUCUCUCGUUCUAAAUAAACUUCUUAGAGUUACCCCG
Messenger RNA from Herpailurus yagouaroundi (jaguarundi), 3242 nucleotides. It is a transcript of the gene ZNF18, whose product is annotated as zinc finger protein 18. The record is from RefSeq and is a predicted model, not a curated record. The transcript has 7 exons. The coding region runs from base 1090 to 2721 and encodes 543 amino acids. Gene Ontology annotation, molecular function: DNA-binding transcription factor activity, RNA polymerase II-specific; RNA polymerase II cis-regulatory region sequence-specific DNA binding. Gene Ontology annotation, biological process: regulation of transcription by RNA polymerase II. NCBI's taxonomy places the organism in Eukaryota, Metazoa, Chordata, Mammalia, Carnivora, Felidae.